Messenger RNA from Hypanus sabinus (Atlantic stingray), 2599 nucleotides. RefSeq names its product angiopoietin-related protein 7-like. The coding region runs from base 258 to 1292 and encodes 344 amino acids. The transcript has 5 exons. The record is from RefSeq and is a predicted model, not a curated record. NCBI's taxonomy places the organism in Eukaryota, Metazoa, Chordata, Chondrichthyes, Myliobatiformes, Dasyatidae.
AUUUUCUGAAGAGGACACUACAGGAGAACUCUGAUAAUUCAAGCAAAUUUACGCUCACUGAAUGAAACGUGGACAAGAGCAACAUUUUUAGAAGUCCUACAAGCCUGCCCUUUAAAGCACUCUGAUCAAGCAGCUGAACAGAGCAUCGGUGCAUUUGAUACUAUGCUGUAAAGUUUUGGCUAAAGUCAUCAAACAGUGGCAAGUGUUUUGCUCCCCAAAGAUAAACGGUAGUUUAAUCUCAAAAAGUGCCAGACAAAAUGUUCCUUUGGUUCUUCUCAUUAAUUUUUCUGCUCUCCAACUUUCCCCUAUGCACCAGCCGGGUUCAGAAAGCACCCCGGAGAAGGGGGGCUGCAGGAGGGGCAAACCUUUCCAAGCUCGUCACCUGCUGCGAUGAGCUGAAAGAAGUGAAGAUUCAGGUGGCGAAUCUGACAGGCCUUCUGGCCGAACUAAGUAGGAAACAGGAGACGGAUUGGAUAAAUGUUGUCAUGCAGAUGAUGGAAGUGGAGAAUAGCUGUCGUCAGAUUGAAUCCCGCAUUACAGAAGCUGAAGGGAAAUACUCCGAAGUGAACAACCGGAUCGACAUUAUUCAGCUUCAGGCUGCUCAAACAGUUACACAGACAUCGGCAGAUGCCUUGUAUGACUGCAGUACAUUAUACCAAAAAAAUUAUCGUAUAUCUGGUGUGUAUAAACUGCCUGCAGAUGAGUUCCUGGGAACUCCUGAACUAGAGGUGUACUGCGACAUGGACACAGAUGGUGGUGGCUGGACUGUUAUACAACGUCGCAAGUCUGGUCUCAGUUCUUUUAAUCGUGACUGGAAGCAAUACAAAAAAGGAUUUGGGAACAUCCGUGGGGACUUCUGGUUGGGAAAUGAACAUAUUUUUCGAUUAACCAGACAGCCAAGUGUCCUCAGGAUUGACAUGGAGGAUUGGGAAGGACAGACUCGUUAUGCAGAAUACAGCUACUUUUCAAUAAGCAAUGAAGUAAACAGCUAUAAAUUAAUUAUUGGAAAGUAUAAUGGGACAGCUGGCCGGGACUCUCUCAGGUACCACAACAACACAGCUUUCAGCACAAAGGACAAAGACAAUGACAAAUGUGUGGACAACUGUGUACAAUUCCGUAAAGGUGGCUAUUGGUACAACUGUUGCACAGAUUCCAAUCUGAAUGGAGUCUACUAUCGUCAAGGGCAGCACACCUACCACUCUGAUGGCAUUACAUGGUACGGCUGGCAUGGUUCAAGUUACUCACUUAAGUACGUUGAAAUGAAGAUUCGCCCACAAAACUUCAGACCCUAAAGGCAACAACGUGUCUGUGACUUCAGUAAUGAGAAAGUUAACAGUAACUGUUUAUUGAAGGAUUUUUCUAUGCAGAAUUUUGGCUAUCUUUCCAAACAAUUCUUUGUCCCUCUAAUAAUUACUCAUAGACAGUCAAAAAUCCAAAGAGUCUUAAUAUAAUGAUGAAAAGUAGAAGAACCCACAACAUAUUUUGGAAAUUAAGUGUAUAUAUUUUCAAAUAUGACUACACUAAUGACACUGUAGUCUUCAGUAGAAUAAAAGGACACAAAAAACACAAGAAUUUAUUUCACAAUCAGGAAAAUAUCUAUGCUGCUCCAAAGUUUUUUUUAAAAAAGAUUCAAAAUUAUCUUAGUCUUUUUUCCCCAAUAGUAUACAUCAACAACAUGAAAUACUUUGUUCUGCCUCUCCUGCAACCCAAACUCACAUGUACACAUCAACUGACAACUGUUUCAGUCGUGUUUUAUGAGAAGUUAUUUUAGUCUUUUGUGUCAAUUAGUUCAUCAAGUUUGAACUAGGCAAGGUAUUUACUCUUUUAAAGAUGCUCUAUAAAUGCAAGUUGUUAUUGUUGUUUUUGGUGGGGAUUGAACUGACCAAAUGCUACUCCAUUUCUUCUAUUUGCUGAAUCAAACUUGCAUCAGAAAACUAAUAUUCUGAAAGUUCCAAUUAAAGAAGUGUCUAUUUAGUAUGUUCAUGAAGAAGCCAUAUGUAACAAUAAAACGCAGUUCUUAAAACUAGUUUUAAUUUCCUAAAAAGUAAUACUAGGUGGUGAAACCAGUUGUUAUUUUAUUAGUAGUCUAUUUUCUUCAUGAUAUACUUUAGUUAUUUCUUGAGAUGAGACAUAUAUAGCUGUGUGUGCAUAAACACUUAAAUAACUUCACUAGAUAAUCCCUAUUCCUCUAUUUCUCAAAUUGCCAACAUCUGUACAAGAAUAUAAUUAGGUACACAUUUGAAAAAAUAGCUUAAUGGCAUAUAAUUAAGCCUAUAGAUCAAAAUCAUCACAUGCUCUGAGAUCCACUUCCUUCCUACCUGGUCUAUUUACAUAUGCUCUUCCCAGUUUGAUGUCAACACAGAGACAAGCUCACCACCACAUUCUUGGUUUCUUGGGAAACAGAUCUAUAACCGGAGGAAACUGCGGUUGGAUCAGGGGAGACACAAUUGGAAUCUAAAUAUAUGGGAAAGAGGUGGGGCAAGAAUUCCCUUCAAAUUAAUUUUUAUGACCAGUAUUUGCACAGUUUUUGUAACUUCUAACCUUCCUUUCUACAGCUUAUGUAGUCAAAAAAGUGAAAGAAUCUAUAAAUUAACAACCU